Molecule: messenger RNA, 579 nt
Organism: Miscanthus lutarioriparius
Lineage: Eukaryota; Viridiplantae; Streptophyta; Magnoliopsida; Poales; Poaceae
Source: the annotation of a GenBank genome assembly
AUGAGGAUGCGUGCGCGGGCGGCAUUGGCAUCGUCGCCGGUGCUGCUGCUCCUCCUGCUCCUGGUGGGCGGCUGCGCCGGCGCCGUGUACAAGGUGGGCGACCUGGACGCCUGGGGCGUGCCGCCGCCGUCCAAGCCUGACGUCUACAAGCGCUGGGCCAAGUCCAUCCACUUCGCGCUCGGCGACUCCAUCUGGUUCCUGUACCCGCCGAGCCAGGACUCGGUGCUGCAGCUGGCGCCGGAGGCCUUCGCGUCCUGCGACCUGUCGCGCCCCGUGGCCAGGCUCGCCGACGGCAACUCGUUCUUCAACCUCACCGCGCCGGGCCGCGCCUACUACGCCAGCGGCGCGCCGGGCCACUGCCGCAAGGGCCAGAAGCUCUGGGUCGACGUCCCCAUGGCCAACGGCACCUACCUCCAGCCCUCCGCCACCGACCUCGCCGCGCUCGCCCCCACCCCAGCCGCCGACCCGCCCGCCGGGACCGCGUCCGCGCCGGAGGGCGCCAGCGCCUCGCCCGCGCCCCGCGCCGCCGCCGCCGGAUCCGUCGUCGCGCUCUGCUUCGCCCUCCAAAUCCUCCUCUGA